AUGGCUGCUCCCGAGAUAGACCUUCCGUCCGAUGACGACCUGGGGCGCAAUUCCGAGAACCCUACACUUUUCGGCAACAAGGAAGACAGCGACGAGGAGAAAACGAAUAACUAUAUCGAGGACUCAUCGUCAGCUUCCGUAACCAAAAACUUGGCCUCGGAUAUCUUGGAUCAGAACUCGCCAAUAAUUUAUCAUUUUCUUACUUUUGAAACUAUUCUCCCUUUACCGUCAACGAGCUUUUCUCCAGAUGGACAAGUAGCUCCUCCCCAGCCAGACCUCGUCAAAUACACUUCGCCCUUCGACUGGCCGGAGUCAAGGAAGAGUUUUAUGAUAUGGCUUUCUUGUAUAGCUACAGCUAUCACAGCAUAUACCGCUGGCUCAUAUGCUCCUGCGUCGUCUCAGAUGGCUGCUGAAUGGAAAGUGAGUGAGGUUGCCGUCGUAGCUGGAAUCACCACGUUCUGCAGCGGAUUCGCUAUUGCUCCUAUGGUCCUAGCACCCUUCUCAGAGAUCAAUGGCCGAUAUCCCGUCUUCGUCGGUGCCGGUAUCGUGUACUUGAUUUGUCAGAUUUGCUGCGCUGUUACACCAACUUUCGCAGGUAUGUUGGUUGCAAGGUUUUGGGUUGGUGCUGGGAGUUCUGUUUUCUCGACCAUGGUUGGAGGGGUGGUCAGUGAUUUGUAUCAUGCCGAGGGGAGGAACACACCAAUGGCCCUCUUUUCUGGCGGUGCCUUGUUUGGGACCGGGAUGGGUCCUUUGGUUUCGGGGUUUGUGGCUCAGAAUACCUCUUGGAGAUGGGUGUUCUGGGUUCAGGUUAUUACCUGCGGCUGUUUGAUUACAGCGGUCACUGUGUUCUUCCGGGAGACUCGAGGGAGUAUCCUUCUGAGCAGAAAAUCUAGGUGUCUCAAUAAGUGGUACGAGGAACGAGAAGCAGCAGGCUUUUUUGGUUUCGACAUGGCUGUCAAAUUCGAGAAAACAGAAAGCCAACGAAUUAGAUGGCUAGUCAAGUCUGAUGAAGAGCGCGAGUCAAUCGCCAAGAUGAUAGGCAUCUCCGUCUACCGGCCUUUCCAUCUUCUCAUUACCGAGCCCGUUGUCUUCUUCUUCUCUCUCUGGGUAGCAUUCGCAUGGGCAGUACUCUACCUAACAUUCGGUUCCAUUCCCCUUGUAUUCGGACGCUCCCACGGCUUCGACACCCAACAAAGUGGCGCUGUUUUUGCAGCAAUGUGCGUCGGGGCCUCUCUGUCUACAGUCCUCUCCAUUUACCAGGACCGCAUACUAGCCCGCUACCUUACCUCCAGUGCCAAAAACAUUGAGCACCCCAGCCGCAUCCGACGAGCCAUCGAUCUGUCCUCCCCAGAAGGCCGUCUCUAUUUCGCCUGUAUCGAAUCCGCGCUGCUCCCCAUCGGGCUCUUCUGGUUCGGAUGGUCGCAAUUCCACUCCAUUCCGUGGAUCGUGCCCACCAUGUCCAUCGCGUGUGCUACUAUGGGUAUAUACUCGAUAUAUCUCGCUACCUUCAACUACCUCGCUGACACGUACCAUCGCUAUGCGAGCUCGGCGCUGGCGGCGCAAUCCUUCUGCAGGAAUAUAUUAGGUGGUAUUUUUCCACUGGUUACGGUUCAGAUGUUUAAUGGUUUGACGUUUCAGGGUGCCGCAAGCCUUCUCGGCGGGUUGGCGGCGUUGUUGACGGCUGUUCCGUGGGUGUUGGUCUUUUAUGGACCAAGGAUCAGGGCGAGGAGUAAGUUUGCGAGUGAGAUUAUGUGA
This is a messenger RNA of Cadophora gregata, 1755 nucleotides long. RefSeq lists its product as uncharacterized. The transcript is spliced from 2 exons. Gene Ontology annotation, molecular function: transmembrane transporter activity. NCBI's taxonomy places the organism in Eukaryota, Fungi, Ascomycota, Leotiomycetes, Helotiales, Ploettnerulaceae. The record is from RefSeq and is a predicted model, not a curated record. The coding region runs from base 1 to 1755 and encodes 584 amino acids. Gene Ontology annotation, biological process: transmembrane transport.